Molecule: messenger RNA, 4307 nt
Organism: Heterocephalus glaber (naked mole-rat)
Lineage: Eukaryota; Metazoa; Chordata; Mammalia; Rodentia; Bathyergidae
Gene: Katnbl1
Product: katanin regulatory subunit B1 like 1
Cellular component (GO): nucleolus
Molecular function (GO): microtubule binding
Source: RefSeq, a predicted model, not a curated record
GGGACGCUGGGGAAGCCGGGGAAGCUAUCCCGGUGGGCUGCGCGCGCGGCGGCGUUUGAAUGCCUGUGAGUGGGUUCCGGCCCGGGAGCCGAGGGACGCUCUAGGCUGCAGGCGCUGUUCGUCAGCGCCCGGGCUGGGCUGAGGCGGCGCGGUACAAUGAAGCGCCGGUAGUUAAAGAGAUUAUGGCAUCUGAAAAUCACAAUGUUAAAAAACGGAACUUUUGUAAUAAUAUUGAGGAUCAUUCUACUGAUCGUCCUAGAAAAAGGAUCUCUAAUUUCACUAAGAAGAACAUGAAGGAGGUUAAGAAAUCUCCAAAACAGUUGGCUGCUUACAUAAAUAGAACAGUUGGACAAGCUGUGAAAAGCCCGGAUAUCCUACAUAAGGUGAUCUAUUGCAGAAAGAAAGUUCAUCAUCCCUUUCCAAAUCCUUGUUACAAAAAAAAACAGUCCCCUAGAAGUGGGGGCUGUGACAUGGCAAAUAAAGAAAAUGAGCUGGCUUGUGCAGGCCACCUGCCUGAGAAGUUACAUCACGAUAGUCGGACAUACGUGGUUAACUCCUGUGACUCUGGUUCUUCACAGACAGAAAGCCCGUCAUCAAAAUAUAGUGGGUUUUUCUCUGAGGUUUCUCAGGACCAUGAAACAAUGGCCCAAGUUUUGUUCAGCAGGAAUUUGAGAUUGAAUGUGGCUUUAACUUUCUGGAGAAAGAGAAGUAUAAGUGAACUUGUAGCUUAUUUAGUGAGGAUAGAAGACCUUGGAGUUGUGGUAGAUUGCCUUCCUGUACUCACCAAUAGUUUACAGGAGGAAAAACAAUAUAUCUCACUUGGCUGCUGUGUAGAUUUAUUACCUCUAGUAAAGUCAUUACUUAAAAGCAAAUUUGAAGAAUAUGUAAUAGUUGGUUUAAACUGGCUUCAAGCAGUAAUAAAAAGAUGGUGGUCAGAACUAUCAUCCAAAACAGAAAUUAUAAAUGAUAGAAAUAUUCAGAUUUUAAAACAACAAUUAAGUAGAUUGUGGGAACAGGAAAACCAUCUUACUUUGGUUCCAGGAUAUACUGGUAAUAUAGCUAAGGAUGUAGAUGCUUAUUUAUUGCAGUUGCUUUGAGAGAUUUCCUCCACUAAAGAACAGUUGGUUAUUUAAAGCAUCCCAGGACUCAUGAUUUCCAACUGAACUGUCGAAGAAAUCAAAACCAUCCUUUUCUUUUAAAAAAUCCACAUAAUGAAACCACUAAUGAAACCCUAACAAUCUACUUCACAUUGAAGUGGAAAAAUAUCCAAAACGAGCAGCUUCAACUUCAGUGAGGUGAAAGUGCACUAUGAAGAUUAUUCAGAUCUCUAAUAUUUUUCAUUUCUGUAUCAUUUAAACUUCAUUUGAGUAAAUCACUAAAUAUUUCUAUUUUUUGCUUUUUUACUUCUGAUUUUUAUAUAUACACUACAUAUGUCUUAAAGUUACAGUGCUUUAGAAUUGUUUACAGCUAAUGCUGACCUUGUAUUUUAAAUUCCAACACUAUGCAUUACUACCUCCUCCAGUGGUUAGUAUGAAAUGCCAGCUGACUGUAUGUGAUUAUUUUUGUGUCUUUUUUAAAAAUACCAUUUGUAAUGUCAGUGAACCCAAUUCUUUAAAGUCUUAAUAGCUCUAAAUCUUAGCUGUCUUGAAAGUGAUUGGGGUUUAAUUCCACUACUAGUGGUUCAUACAUCAUCUUAUCUUUAAUAAAUCUCUGACAAGCAUCCAAGGGUAGAUAAAAUCAAAUUUCUCUUCAGCACAGUAAUCCUAAAGAAUACAAAUCUUUAAUAUUUAUGUAGUUAGUAACUACUGAUAUGAAUCUCCAGCAUCUUUCUUGUUGUAAAAAUGUUUAAAAUGAUAUCUUUCACUGAAUUCUAUUUUUGCAUAGCUAUAUUUUAUAUAGCUAUGUAUUCUUCACAGUGAGUAUCAACUGUAGUAAUUGGUUGUUAAGUCUUUAGAGUAAUUUCGGAUUACUACACUUGUGAUUUGAGAGAAAUUAUUUAAGUCAUUUCUCAAGAUGUGGGAAUUUGAAUCGUAAACCUGCACCAUCUCUGUGAAAUCUUAUGAUGAAAUACAGCCUUUUUUAAUUCCUAUUCCUUUAGUUAUCACUGUUUUAUUUAACACUUUGCAUGAAUUAACUUGGUUGGAGUAUGGUGCUAACGAGACUGAGGACAAGAGCAUGAUGCCUAGAAGUUCGCUAACUUUAUGCAUGCACAAAAUGAUUUCGUGACUACAGAUUACACCUUCUCCCAGGUAUCCAUCUCUUAAAUUUAACUGAUUACAGGAAAGAUGGUAUGUAUGGUUUAUCAUAAAUCCUUAUCCUCAAAUGGAAGAAAAAUGAUUGUUACAUUGUUACUGUAGUCUUCUGAUAUUUACGAUAAUAUAUACAGAAUAAGAUAUCUGAACUACUGUAUAAUUUUUAAUUUUACAGUAUUAAUAUGGGUCAUAUCAUUGGCUAAAUAGUAUCUGUAAAAGUCAAAUUUCAGUAAACCAAACAUCAGUGAAAAGCACAAAUAAAAAUGAAACAAAGUAAGAAAUAUUAUCCUUUAAACACUGAGUUCUUUUGCCUAAAUUUAGGUUUGUUUAUUUUGUUUGUUUUGUUUUUUGGUACCGGGGAUUGAACUCGGGUCCUUGCACUUGCACAGCAGGCAGAGAAACCACUGAGCUAAAUCCCCGGCCCAAAUUUAGGUUUGUUGAAGCCAAGUAAGAUAAUACUUCAUUUGAUAUACUCAUCUAUAUAAGGAAGCAGUCUUUACCUCACAAAGAUUAUUCAGGAGAUUAUUUACAAAGAUUAUUCACUCCGAAUUUCUUUUCUAGGCCUUUGCAGUUUUCCUUAGUACCUACCUCUCUCAGUUAUGGAAUUGUGAUUAGUAUUAGGUGAUUUUAAGAUUCUUGGAAAAAAAGAUGUAAAAGUAUUGUUAAAUAUUUCUGUUGCUAUCAAGCUCUUCUUGUGCUACUGCAUUUUAAUUAGAGCAGUCUUGAUAUCUAGAAAAAGCCAAAACAAGUGUUUACAAAGUGUUUGGGCUUUUGUAUUGACCUAGUUUGGGACAAUUGCUAUUUGUAGUUCAUUUGUUUCAUGCUGCUAAGUAGUAUACAAAACUACUCAAGGUAGCCUUUUUAGCUUUUUUUUUGGUACCGAGGAUUGAACUUGGGACCUUGUGCUUGCGAGGCAGGCACCGGAACCACUGAGCUAAAUCUCUGUCCCCUUUUUAGGUUUUUUACCUUAGGUUUUCUUUGCUAACUUUGCAAGUAUAGGGACAGAGAGUUUAUUGAGAUAAUAGAAGGUUAUAAUCAAGUAAUUUGCAUCUACUAGGGAUAACGAGUAGAUUUUGUAUAAUGAUUAAGAUCAGAACAAGGGUUAAAAGUUGGGAAGCAAGUGUUAUCAGAUGGCUUUUUAAAUUAACUUUUGACAAUAACCUCAAAGAUAGUUGGCACUAAUUAUUUACAUGAAUCCUGAGAUGUGAAAAUUUGGAUAUAGGUAUCUGUAUUCAUUUUGGGAAGUCAUAGUAUUAAACUCUAAGGGUUACCAAGGAAUUACAUCCCAGUGCCUCCAGGCAUACUUGGUACAUGCCAUUUGCAUAGAUUUAAUGCUCUGUUUCUGGCCUUUGAAACAGUUGUUUUCUCACUUAAAUCAUUUCUGUAUUUUUCAGUGUUUAUACAAGCAAUGGGUAAUUAAUUGGAGUGAUAGUUGUUAGCUAUUGGAUACUGGUAAUAGAAAUCAUUUAAGAGUAGCUAAGUUAGUCAAGGAGUCUGAAAAAGCAAGACUAUUUCAUUUUAUUUCCACUUAUCUUCCUAUUUAAGAGGGAGAUUAUGAUAUCAGUUGCCUUUGACAGUUUAAAAAAAAUCACAAAUAGCUAGCACCUGGAGUGACCUGUUGGCUACACUGCUUCUUCUCUUUCAUCUUAUUUUCUGAUGACCUGAGAUAGAAACAAUAUUGCUAUUGGUAGGUAUUUACUCCUAUAUUCUUUCUCCCUUAAUUUCUAACCUCAAAAAUUGUCAAACCCUUUGGAACACACUGUUCUUCCUUUAUAACUCUGUAACAAGAGUAUAGAAAAGCUUAUUCCUAAACACUGUAUAUUUCUAAUUUGUAAUAUAGCUUUAUGAAUAAUAGGACCAACUAUAACAAUAAAAGUAAAUACAACAUAUUAUGUAUCUACUAUCCUGAGUACAUUUUCCAAUGCUGUACGUAACAUAAUAUUUGAAUACUAUUGUCUAUAAUUAUAAUUUUCUCUGGAUCAAAUUAUUGAUUUAACAGUAUCCUCUAAAGUCAAAGUUCAAUAAAAAUUAAGUACAACUACAAAUAAAAUAGUA